Ictalurus punctatus (channel catfish) is the source of this 2219-nucleotide messenger RNA. RefSeq names its product KxDL motif containing 1 (gene kxd1). The record is from RefSeq and is a predicted model, not a curated record. Bases 415 to 993 code for a protein of 192 amino acids. Gene Ontology annotation, cellular component: BORC complex. Lineage: Eukaryota; Metazoa; Chordata; Actinopteri; Siluriformes; Ictaluridae. The transcript is spliced from 4 exons. Gene Ontology annotation, biological process: lysosome localization.
UUUUUUUUUUUUACAUUUAUUUUAAGAUUAGGUCUCUGACACUUGAGUCUGACUCAUCUUCAGGAAGCUCUGCCCCCAGGAUCUUGGGUGGCCCAUAUUCUGUAGUGUCUAUAAAAUGACUGACAGAAGGGGCAUCCAAACACAAACAAGCAAUCCAAACAACAGGACUUAAUAAUUAAAAAAAAAAAGAAAAUGUAAACAAAUUUUUGAAACUAUUAAAGAAUUGUGAAAAAUUGACUAUUGCACCUUUAAGUUUAUCAUACAGUGAAGGAAAGCGAUUGGGGAAAAAUCUGACUAGGUGUUUGCUCCUCUACUGAUUAGGAACAUAUAUGCCUAAGAGCUCGUAUUUUCGAACAUAUUUCAUGUUUUAUCAAUGCUUUGUCACAGCUAAAGCCUAUCCUCCUGCUGUUCAGAAUGGAUCCGACUGCCUCUGGAAUCUUCUGCAGCAGGAUGUUGAGCAUGGUCAACUCCGAGGACGUAAAUGCAAUCAUCCAGGCCCAGAGACACAUGCUGGACCGCUUCGAAAAGACCAACGAGAUGCUCAUUAAUUUUAAUGGCCUGUCCAAUGUGCGGUUGCAGCAGAUGAACGACCGCUUUCUUCUCCACACUCGCACUUUAAUUGAAAUGAAGAAGGACUUGGAUAGCGUUUUUCGCCGAAUAAGGACAUUAAAAGGCAAGAUUGCUAAGCAGUAUCCAAAUGCCUUUAGCAAUAUAGCUCAGCACAGAUCUCUUUAUUCAUCCACAGACAUUCGGGAGGCUUCCAGUUUGGAAGAUGAUGACGAUGACUUUGACCCUGUCGGCCCCAGUGUAGCCACCACCACUGCCACGUCUGAACAGAGCACUGAAUCUUGUGACACGAGCCCUGACAUUAUCUCGCCAACCAUCAGCCGCUGUUCUGAGGAGCUUUCUCAGGAGAAUCCAGACACUCCAACCUCUAACAGCCCUGAGAGGGCAGUGCUGCUGGAUGAAGGCCCAGAUUCAGUCAUUAUCUAGACAAUCUACAGAAUUUUUUGGACAUGUUGCUAAAAAUUUGGAAUAGCUUUGUGCUGUGCAUUUAUUAGCCAAAAUUUUCUGAUAUAACAGAUCAUUUCACACUGUCUACUAACAGGACGUGAAGGCUGCUGCUCUUGUGAUAUAAUGUUGAAAAUGUUUUGCCAUGUUACUUGUGGAAUUCAUUCAUUCUUCAUCAGGUCUUCUCAAGUCUAGUCAUGUUAACAUACUACUCCUAGACAUUAUCCAGAGUUAACAUAUGCUGUGUUUUUGUGUUUGCCAAAUGUGUUUUUAGUCAAAGCGUUCGGGUUUUUGAAGUAAAUUAAAGCUUUGUAAUUUUUUAGAAGAAAUUAGUAUUACAUAUACUAUACUAUACAUAUACUGUGAAAAAGUAUUUGUCCUGAUUUUGUCUGUUUUUGUGUACAUUUCAUACUAAAUAGUUUUAGAUCUUCAAACGAAAUACAACAUAAAACAAAGGCAACCUGAGUAAACACACAAUACAGUUCUUUUUUUAAACUUAUUUUUAUUGAAGCUAAAAAAGUUAUCCAGCACCUAUCACCAAUGAAAAAUAGCUUUGUAACCCUUCCCAGACUGAUGUAUUUCAAUCACCUUCUUCCUCGUCAUUUGUGGAAUUUCUUUCAAAUUUGGCAUAGUGUGUUACUGGGUAAGACCUUUUAACCAACUUCAUGCUGUUGAAAAAGAUCUAUUUAAGUGUUGAUUUGAUUGAACAGGGUUUGCAGUAAUUAGGCCUGGUUGUGUCUAGUCCAGAAUUAGUAACUAUGGGGGCAAAUACAUUUUCACACAGGCCCAGUUGGUAUUGGAUAACUUUUUUGCUUCAGUAAAUAACAUUAUCAUUUAAAAACUGUAUUUUGUGUUUAUUCAGGUUGCCUUUGUUUUAUCUUUUAUUUUCUGAAACAAUUUAAUAUGAGAUAUACAGAAGAAAUCAGGAUGGGCCAAAUACUUUUUCACAGCACUGUAUGGUAUGUUUUUUAUUAUUUCAAACUAACAGUUUCAUGUCAGAUUAAAGUAAUAUGCCUUGCCCUAUAAUGCUCCACAUUCUUUUAAUCUCUAGCUCAUGCUGGUUUGAUGCACAUGUGUUUUAAGUAUUGCUUCUUUAACUGAUGUAGAAUGUAUCCAUUUUUUUUAGCGUCUGUAAAAACUGGACAGUUUGCAUUGUCUUGGUGGUAUUCAAGCUGGGCCAUUUAAAAAUAAAUAUGACUAUGUGGAAA